Trichoderma atroviride IMI 206040 is the source of this 1698-nucleotide messenger RNA. RefSeq lists its product as uncharacterized. The record is from RefSeq and is a predicted model, not a curated record. Lineage: Eukaryota; Fungi; Ascomycota; Sordariomycetes; Hypocreales; Hypocreaceae.
AUGGAGGCCGCCGCCGAGCAAGAGUCUCUCCAACCAAGACCGCUGCCAGAGUUUGACGUAUCUUUUCGAGAUACACUGCCAUCCUUCUAUUUCCACCACAUCAUCGACCCCAUCGCCGCAACCCUCCGCGUCGAAGUGCUAGGCCCCAACCUCGCAUACACCUUUCGCCACGACCGCGCAAAAGAGAAGCGCCUGCCAGCCUCCAACAUCUUCAGACGCCUGAGCUGCAAAACCACAGGCUUCCUCGCGCUUCGGACCGAUGCCGGCAAGAAGCGCAUCGUGCUCGCCUGGGCAGAGAGCGGCCACGGAAUUGGCACAAACGGCGACUUGCUCGAUCCCGAGCCAAGCGCCCUUCCCAACGACGUGUGGGCACAAAGAGUGGUUUCUGUAGGCAAAAUGUUUGGCUUGCGAAUGAACCGCCCAUAUGACGGCAGAAUCUCCGAGGUCGUGGGUCGAGACAUGUCGGGCAUAUUCCAGGGCGGCCACGUAGAGGUGAAGCUCGCGCUGCACGCCGUCUUUGUCCUGCUCAACAAGUUUGGCAUCACGCAAGACCUGGACAACGUUUCGCUCAGACACUUGAAGAGGCUGCGCGCCGCACGAUGGGAGGACGGCUCGAAACCCGCCUUUGAGAUUUACUUUUCGCGCAAAAACUGCCCCUCUUGCGGCAAGUUCGUCAAGACGCUCCAAAAGGCCACGGGAAUCAGGCUCAAGCUCAUAUGGAGAGAUCGUCUCGUCAAGAUAGUAUACGAAUCGAAGCAGAUAACCAAGACGGGCCCGACGAACCGGCCGCGGCAGCCGCAGCAAUCGCAGCCACAAGAGGUUAUUGACAUUGACAUGGACGACUGCGUGACAAUCAUCACCGAGAUGACAGAGGAGGUCCGCGCUAUUGACCUAAUCGACCUCUCCCGCGACCAGCGCUCUGCCGCCGAGAUUAUCAACCUCACCGGCGAUAGCUGCAACGGUGACACCGCCAUCAACCAAACCAACGCCGACCCCUCCACUCCCACCGAACACGCACCAGGAUCACUGCCCUCUGCAGCAGACGCUUACAUCGACGGCCUGGCAUAUUGUGUCGGCCAAAUCGAGCAGUGCCCUGCAGGCGCCCAAACCGCCAUCCUGGAACUCGCCGCGAAACUCCACCAACGCAGUGCAGCAGCAGCAGCCCGUGCCAACAUCAACAAGCCGCUCCCUGCCACGCCUCAGGUAGCACCGCCAGACUUUGGUGCCGAGGCCGCUUUGCCGACUCCGCCAUCCAGCGAUGAUAGACGUGACGACGAAGUGAAUGGCGAUGCGCUAAGAGCGUUACUAGAGAAUUCUCAAAACGAACAAGACGCCUCGAGUCCCGUUCGUCAAACGACAACUCGCAUUGAGAUUUACAGCGCUGGGGAUGCCGGAGCAGAAAUGCCUGCGUCCGCCAGUGGAAGGCAGCAUCAAGGCCACAAAAGGGCUUCCUUCUACAUUGAGAUUCCAUCUCGCCGAUGGGCCAGCUCUCCGGACCCGUUUUGAGUGCUGAAUUGGAGGAUGACCCUUUUUGUAAAAAGUAGUGGCGGCUAUUGUUAUCAUGUUUAAGAGCUCAGAUCUCAUGUAUGAACGCUACCAAGAGCAUCCUUAACAUUUCAUCUUCAUAUUUGGGCUUGCUAUUAUACAUGCCACAUUAUUACCACCUACAUAUCUUUUACACAAUACACGCAGUAUUUA